CUUCUUUUUGUCGUCCGGCCCAGUCCAAAGUUAGGGCUCACCCGACGGCCGCCAGUCACCAGAGCGGCGGCGCAAUCGGAGCGCGAGCCCCGUGGGACGGCCGCUGCGGCGUCUGGGCGAGGCACAGCGUGCUCGAGGCAGCUUGAAAGACAAGAACUCAAGAAGUGUUCAAUCCUACAAUGUCAGCUCCCAACAGAGAUAGCAACAUGCAGCAGCUAGUCCCUAUAGCACCACCAGGAAAGGCUUCUGGUAGUGACAGUGGGAAGGAGCUGGUUGUGGUGGAUGCUGCGGGAAAGAGCUCAGGAGUAAAGCUGCGAGAGGAUGAGGAGGAUCUGGAAGUGAAGCUCAGGCGCAUCAUGGAGAAUGUCCCUGUUCGUGUCAGUAACACCUCUGGAUCCUCUGCUGGAUCUGGCUCUGGUGAUUUCCACCAGUAUCGGCAAAUGAGGAGGAGAGAGCAGGACCGGCUAUCACGAAUGGAUGCUGACUACCAAAAGAGGAAAGAGAUGGCUGAGUUCGAACUACGGAGGGAGGAAAGGCUGAAAGCAGCUGAGGAGCGUACGGCCAAGAAGCGCCUGAAACGCCAAAAGAGGAAGCAACGGAAGAAGAGAACUACAACAGGUAAUGGUGGUGAAGAAUCUAACAGAGCGGAGUCCUCAGAUGAUGAUGAGGGUUACGAUGACGAUGACAAGUCUAAGCAAGGACACAUCAGUUGCAUUUGAAGAUGUUUUUAGAACCCAGACCACCGUUCAUUGGACAUAGCAGUAAUAGAGCUUCUUGAUAAGGAACUCUUUGAGUUCCUCCCCGGUUGGCCGUGGGCAAUGAACUAAUGUCUGGGACGCCCGUUGUAAUAGGCUGAGUCGGGUCCUCUGCUGCCUUGAAACAUUUUAAGGUAUCUGUCAUAGGAGGUAACAUUUUGAGCAUAGAUAGAGAGCAUUAGUUUCCUGUUACAUUGUGUUCCUCGUUCUGACAGUUGCCUGUAUGUCUUUUUCGCUCCAUGAACAUCAAGAGAGACAAGUGUGGUAUACUAUUUGCUACAUGACAUUUGCUGGUC
Messenger RNA from Phragmites australis (common reed), 1051 nucleotides. RefSeq lists its product as uncharacterized. Bases 180 to 719 code for a protein of 179 amino acids. The record is from RefSeq and is a predicted model, not a curated record. The transcript has 3 exons. NCBI's taxonomy places the organism in Eukaryota, Viridiplantae, Streptophyta, Magnoliopsida, Poales, Poaceae. Gene Ontology annotation, molecular function: protein kinase binding; double-stranded RNA binding; protein kinase inhibitor activity. Gene Ontology annotation, biological process: negative regulation of protein kinase activity. Gene Ontology annotation, cellular component: nucleolus.